AUGCCCGCGCUGCCGAGGCUCGCCGCGCCGCCGCCGCCGGCGGCCGCGUCCGCACGCCGCAGGUCUCUGACUCUGCCGCCGCCGCCACGUCCCCCAGACUGCUCCUCCUCCUGGAACAGCCGGAGGCGCUCGCCGCUGCGGCCCUCGGCAACCGACGCUGGCGCGCCCCGCGGAGGCCCGCUCCCGGAGCCAGUGGAAGUCGACCAGCUCCUCCUCGCUGCCCUCCGCGCCGCUCGCAUCCGCGACGAGGAGUCUCGCCGCUCAGAUCCUCUUUUCAUCGAUACAUAUGCUGCUGUUCUUCUUUCACAUGAUGUGGCACAUCAUCACAUGGAUUAUCUAGAUUCACAUGCAGUGCCUUGGCAAGAUCAUUAUAGGCUAACAACCAGAUAUAUUGAUGACAAAUUACAGAAUUUGAUCAACAAUUCAGAAGAUAUUAGACAGGUUGUUCUGUUGACAGAUGGAAUGGACACUCGUCCGUACAGGCUGAACUGGCCAAGGUUGUCUGUUAUAUAUGAUGUGUCACCAGGAAAAGUAUUCACUGCAGCAACUAAGCAGCUCAGAGGAACUGGAGCGAAAGUGUCGCGAAAUUGUGUCUUGCUUCAUACUUCUUUGGAAUCCCAUGAUUUACAAGCGGGGUUGAGAAAAAAUGGUUUCAACGGGAAUAGGCUCAGCUUGUGGGUACUGCAGGGUUUACCUCUGUCCACAACCACAAGUUUGGAAAAUCUCUUGCUUGUCAUAAGCAAUUUAGCAAUGAAAGGAAGUAUCUUCAUAGGAGAACUGCCCCAUUUUCCAGACUGUACAGCACCAAUGGACAUGGGCUUGGAACACGAGAAUCUGGAAAAGCUUUUCUUUAAUCAGGGCUUUCGAGUCAGCUUUGUGCAAUAUGACAAUGUUGCAAAGGAUAUUGGCUUAGAUCUAGCUACUCCAUGGGAACAAUGUGGCAGAAUGCUUUUUGUUGCAGAACAGCUGCGGUUUUCAGAUGCACAAAUGGAGAGCUUCCGGAUUCAUUUUGAAAGAAUUGAUGCCGACGCUGACGAAGAAGGAUUUGAGGAACUAUAG
Miscanthus lutarioriparius is the source of this 1059-nucleotide messenger RNA. NCBI's taxonomy places the organism in Eukaryota, Viridiplantae, Streptophyta, Magnoliopsida, Poales, Poaceae. The record is from the annotation of a GenBank genome assembly.